Messenger RNA from Oryzias latipes (Japanese medaka), 3732 nucleotides. RefSeq names its product nicotinamide nucleotide transhydrogenase 2 (gene nnt2). Lineage: Eukaryota; Metazoa; Chordata; Actinopteri; Beloniformes; Adrianichthyidae. Gene Ontology annotation, molecular function: oxidoreductase activity; NADP binding. Gene Ontology annotation, biological process: NADPH regeneration; proton transmembrane transport. Gene Ontology annotation, cellular component: mitochondrial inner membrane. The record is from RefSeq and is a predicted model, not a curated record.
AGUCCGUCUGCGUCUGCGCGAGGGCACGCGGGGGUUUUCGGGUAGGACGUCUCACAGGUGACCCUGAUGCCCAUGAAGGGUUGAAUUUUUAAACUACACCUUUUUGAAAAUUUCAAAGUAGAGAGGCAGCAGGAGUCCCCCGGGGCGGACGCUCGGUGAACAUGUCGACCCUCCUGCGGUCCAUCUCCAGCUCCUGUCUAGCUCUGUCCCAUAGAAGAGCCCAUCAGCAGACGCUUGGAAGGAGGCAUUUCAGGGUUUUCCCAGCAUUAUGGGACCAAAAAGCUCCUAGAGGUGUGCCCUACAAGGACCUGGUGGUUGGAGUUCCCAAGGAGACGGCGCAUAGUGAACGGCGUGUGGCGUUGUCUCCUGCUGGGGUUCAGGCGCUGGUCAAACAGGGCUUCAAGGUUCAGGUUGAGAGUGGAGCUGGAGAUGAAUCCAAGUUCUCUGAUCAGCAGUACAAAGAUGCAGGGGCCACUAUUACCGACGUUAAGGGAGCUCUGGGAUCCGAUUUGGUCCUGAAGGUUCGAGCCCCUAGUUUGAGCGAAGCCGAUCUGCUGAAGCCCAAGUCCACAUUGGUGAGCUUCAUCUAUCCAGCCCAGAACCCAGAGCUGAUGGCGAAGCUCUCAGAGAGGCAGAGCAAUGUGUUGGCCAUGGACCAGGUGCCCAGAGUGACCAUCGCUCAGGGCUAUGACGCUCUCAGCUCCAUGGCUAACAUCGCUGGGUACAAGGCUGUUGUUUUGGCUGCCAACCACUUUGGCCGGUUCUUUACCGGACAGAUCACAGCGGCUGGAAAAGUACCACCUGCUAAGGUCUUGGUUAUUGGAGGCGGAGUGGCUGGUUUAGCAGCGGCGGGGGCCGCCAAGUCAAUGGGAGCCAUCGUCAGGGGGUUUGACACCAGGCCAGCAGCUCUGGAGCAGUUCAAGUCCUUUGGGGCAGAGCCUUUGGAAGUGGAGAUCAAAGAGUCUGGCGAGGGGGUUGGAGGUUACGCCAAAGAGAUGUCGAAAGAGUUUAUUGAGGCUGAGAUGGCCCUUUUCGCAAAGCAGUGUAAGGAAGUCGACAUUCUGAUCAGCACUGCCCUGAUUCCAGGAAAGAGGGCUCCUAUUCUGAUUAAGAAGGACUUUGUGGAUUCGAUGAGGGAUGGCUCAGUCGUGGUGGAUCUGGCUGCUGAAGCUGGGGGCAACAUCGAGACCACGAAGCCCGGCGAGCUGUAUGUUUACAGGGGAGUAACGCACAUUGGUUACACAGACCUUCCCAGCCGCAUGGCUACUCAGGCCAGCACCCUGUAUUCAAACAACAUCCUGAAGCUGUUGAAGGCCAUCAGCCCAGACAAGGAGUUCUUUCACUAUGAGACCACAGAUAACUUUGACUAUGGAACCAUUGGGCACGUCAUUCGUGGCACUCUUGUCAUGCAGGAGGGUAAAAACAUGUUCCCAGCCCCCCUCCCUAAAACCACCCCACCGCCCCCAGUCAAACAGAAAAGUGUUGCUGAGUUGGAGGCCGAAAAAGCUGCAGCGGUUUCUCCGUUCAAGCGCACCAUGACCUCUGCCGGUGUCUACACUGCAGGAGUCUCCACCUGUCUGGCUUUGGGCAUCAUCUCCCCCAAUGCAGCCUUCACCCAGAUGGUCACAACCUUUGGUUUGGCUGGAAUUGUGGGAUACCACACUGUGUGGGGAGUGACUCCUGCUCUGCACUCCCCUUUAAUGUCUGUCACUAAUGCCAUCUCAGGUCUGACAGCAGUCGGAGGUCUGGUUCUUAUGGGCGGGGGUCUCACACCAUCCAGCUUCCCAGAGACUCUUGCUCUGGCUGCUGCCUUUGUUUCUUCCAUCAACAUUGCAGGUGGUUUCCUGAUCACCCAGAGGAUGCUGGACAUGUUCAAGCGUCCCACUGACCCCCCAGAGUACAAUUACCUGUACGCUCUUCCUGGAGCUGCGUUUGUUGGAGGAUACGGAGCAUCCCUUGCAGCUGGAUACAGCAUUGAGCAGAUGAUGUAUUUGGGCUCUGGCUUAUGCUGUGUUGGCGCCCUGGCUGGCCUCUCCACGCAGAGCACUUCUCGUCUGGGGAACGCCCUUGGCAUGAUGGGUGUGGCAGGAGGCCUGGCGGCCACCAUCGGUGCCCUCAAACCCUCACCAGAGCUGCUGUCUCAGAUGUGUUUGGCCAUGGGCACCGGGGGAACCUUGGGCCUCACCAUCGCCAAGCGCAUUGAAAUCACAGACUUGCCUCAGCUGGUGGCGGCCUUCCACAGCCUUGUGGGGCUGGCGGCUGUUCUCACCUGCGUAGCCGAGUUCAUGAUUGAGUACCCCCACCUGGACACCCACCCGGCUGCCGGCGUCCUCAAGACCGUGGCUUAUCUGGGCACUUACAUCGGAGGCGUCACAUUCAGCGGAUCGCUGGUGGCCUACGGAAAGCUUCAAGGUAUCCUCGACUCUGCCCCGUUGCUGCUGCCUGGUCGACAUAUGCUGAACGCAGGUCUGAUGGCAGCGUCCAUGGGAGGCAUGGUGCCCUUUAUGCUUAGUUCCAGCUACAACACUGGGAUGGGUUGUCUGGUCGGAGUCUCUGGGCUUUCAACUAUUAUGGGUGUAACACUGACAGCAGCCAUCGGGGGCGCUGACAUGCCAGUGGUCAUUACCGUGCUAAACAGCUACUCAGGUUGGGCUCUCUGCGCUGAAGGUUUCCUGCUUGACAACAAUCUCAUGACAAUUGUGGGAGCCCUGAUUGGCUCAUCUGGUGCAAUUCUGUCAUACAUCAUGUGUGUGGCUAUGAACCGAUCUCUGCCCAAUGUGAUCCUGGGGGGCUACGGCACCACUUCCACUGCUGGCGGCAAGCCCAUGGAGAUUGUUGGCACCCACACUGAGGUCAACAUUGACCAGACCAUUGACAUCAUCAAAGAAGCCAAUAGCAUCAUCAUCACACCCGGCUGGGGUCUGUGUGCAGCCAAAGCGCAGUACCCAAUUGCAGAUAUGGUGAAAAUGCUAAGGGAGCAAGGGAAGACAGUCCGGUUUGGGAUCCACCCAGUGGCAGGACGCAUGCCUGGCCAGUUGAAUGUCCUGCUGGCUGAAGCUGGUGUUCCCUAUGACGUGGUUCUGGAGAUGGAGGAAAUCAACGACGACUUUCCAGAGACAGAUUUGAGUCUGGUCAUCGGAGCGAAUGACACAGUGAAUUCUGCAGCACAAGAGGAUCCCAACUCCAUCAUCGCUGGCAUGCCGGUCCUGGAAGUGUGGAAGUCCAAACAGGUGAUUGUGAUGAAGCGCACCUUGGGAGUGGGCUACGCAGCAGUCGAUAACCCCAUUUUCUACAAACCGAACACCUCCAUGUUGCUGGGAGAUGCCAAGAAGACGUGCGACAGCCUCCAGGCCAAGAUCAGAGAGGUCUACUACUAGUUCCCGUCUAUUCUUUUGUGUACAAAAGCUGGUCUAAUAAGACUUUUAUUCACUACAUUGGUAUUAGGGAUUCCAUUUUUAUUUGGUGAUCAAAUUUUGUUGGUUUGAGCAAGUAUGCUUCCAGGCUGUGGGGUGCCAAAGAAUCCUAACAUUGCUUGAAAUUUUACAAAAUGUAUGUAUCCAUUUGUAAAUAAAACACACUGGAGAGCAUUUGAAGUCCAUAUUUGAAGUAAUGUUGCGUAAGCAUGUACACCAAGUCAUGUGUUAACGUCAAAAGAGGACAAAAAAACACCUGGCGAGGCAUGUCGCUGCUUCAAAAGGACACUUCAGCUUCCAUUAAAGGCAAUGAAAUGAA